UUACAUAAGAUCAAAGAGGAAAGAAACGCCUGUGUCCACGAAUGGUCUCAGAUAACAAUGGAUGAACACCAGUUGAAGAACAAACUUCAAGAUUUAGAGAGCCUCUUCCUGAGAGCCCUUCAGGCCGUCAAGAACAGGUACGGAUACCGCGCUGAGACUAACACCCUCAUGGACAAUGUGAAAAUGCAAGUAAAUGAAGUAUUGCAAGCCUUUACUGACAAAGUCAUCCUUCAGAUGAACUUUGAGAAAAAACUGGAUUUAUUUAAGGAAGUGUCAGCAUAUCACCUCAAAGAUCUCUACAAAAACUUUGAAUGUUUUGAUCCGCUGUCAUUCCUGUUUGGACCCGAAGAACGGGUCCACAUACAGUUUGUGUUUUACAAACUUCUUCUUCAGCAAGAACACUCAAAAUCUAAAAUCGACUGUUUAGAAGUACUAAAAGUUCUGAGGGAGAAGUGCCGCCCCUCCCUGCCUGCCCACGAUGACAGACCGCGCCUCGCCGUGGUGAGCGGCAUUGCUGGGAGUGGCAAGACCACCCUGCUCACUUUCUUGGUGUCAGAGUGGCGCAGGGAAGAGUGUGACCGCCGCGUCACGUGCCUGGAGGAGUACGACAUCGUGCUCAGAAUACUGUGCCGGGACACAGAUGCCGAGGACCUGGAGACAUUCCUGGGCCUGGUCCUCCCGCCCAGUCUCUCGGUGUUUGGGGAACCACUCGUGAAGUAUUUGGGGCGCUGUAAGGUGCUCUUCCUCAUAGACGGACUUGACGAGAUGAACGACACUUCCGAGAAGCUCGUCACCAAUGUUCUCACCAUCGCCAAAUAUAACAAAUGUUUGUCAGUCCUUGUCAGCUCACGCCCGGAGCGAGUGGACUGGUUGGUGAGGCGUUAUAAAAAGGAUUACCACAUAUCUCAUCUGUCUCUUGAGGGCAUUCCCGUCACUAAGAGAAUAGAGUUUGCACUGCAAUACUCCACCUCCUCCACAAACCAUGACAGGCUGAGGGAGUUCAUGACACAACAAGAAAACACAAAGUUGUUUGAGCUUCCUCUCAACCUUGUAUUCUUGGUUAGACUGUUUGAAGAAAAACAAGACUGCAUCAAGGAAAACAUUACCCAAACCAGCCUGUACACCCACUUCCACGAGUGGUGCACAGAAAAGCUGCGUGUCAGAAUAUCCACCCACCCCUUAUUUGGAGAGAGGAGGCCGCGCACCCUCAAGAUGAGGCUAAAAAAAGUGGUGGGAGAGAUGUACAAAAUGGCACUGCAAAACUUGGUGCAGGACAAAUUGAGCCUUUCAGAGGAAGACGUGGAGCGCUUGGUAGAUUGUUGCGAGACGGAGGACCUGCCAGAUCAGGAAGUCCUGGGAGCCUUCUUUAUUCUGCGAUUGUCCGUCAACAACAGAGUGCGUAAAGAACAAUACUGCUUGCCCCAUAAAGGACUGCAAGAGUACUUUGCCGCUCGACAUAUCAUACAGCGCUUACAGGAUAGGUCCCUCCCACCAUCGAGAACUGUGACGAGUCUGCUUCAUACCUUCACUCAGCAAGUGAUAUAUUUUAAUCUGCAUAGCCUUUUAUUCCACGUGACAGGGCUGUUGGCAAGAGAAGAAGUACCAAAUGAACCCGAGAUCAUAAAGGAAGUGAUAAGGUUGAUGGGGAAGAAUGGCAAUAUAUGGGAGAAAUGGUUGUCACUGGUCGAAGAAACAGAUUAUGAUGAGAGAUUCCUGCAAGAGAUCGCUCAGAAUGUCAAAGAAAAUCCUUGUUUUGGCUUAGUAUAUGUAGCAGACCUUGGUCAGCGCUGCGGCACUCCUUCCCGUGUUCCACCAAAAAGCGGAUUAGUAUUAUUGCUGGAUAAAGAAAAUGUGAAUAUGGAGAUUGUUCGUUCCUUGAGUAAUUACGAGUACAAUAUCAAUGUGUUGAGUCUGAAACAACUUUACCAGCACCCCGGCAGAACACCCGCCUCAGACACCGUGCUGCACGCCAUACGCAGGAGUUGCCUUGAGCUGUUCGUUGGUCACCUGAGUGCUGAUUGUGUGUCGCUGCUUCCUCAAAACAUUGUGAAACUGUGCCUGGCUGUAUCCAGUGAUGAGCAAAUUGGCCGCCUUCCCGCAGCCCUCGCCUCAUCUCUGCCUAACCUUGGUGACUUAACGAUACACGUCCCAGUGUCCAUGGUAACACCAGCGGCAGUUGUGUCACCACUGCCUGACACGACUGUGCGCCUGGCCUUGUCUGGCGUGGACGAAAACCUGGUGAUCGAAGCGUGUCAAUUGGCUGCAGCUCUCCGCCCUAGAAGAAGAGGAUAUAUUAGCAUCGGGUUCCCCAGGGGCAGGAUGGAGGCAACAGCGUGGCAGCAUCUCCUCCAGAUGAUGGUGAGGCGCAGGUCACGGUGGGGAUGAGAGUGAAAAGCGGCGACGUGAUGGGAGGCGUUGUGAUACCAAAGGAAACUAUCACAAAGGAGGAGCAGAUUAAGCUGACCCAACUUACUUUAACUUGGUGGAAGUGUCUGCUGCUAAGAGAAAGCGACGAGAGCUGUUACGAGCCGAGUUAUACAAUUCCCAUUAUGUUUUCUUGACAUUGAAGAUGAUCAGUCUGAUGGAAGAGAUGACGGUAAAGAGGAAGAGGAGGAGGAGGAGGAGGAAGAAGACAAAGAGGAGACUGUGUGAAAGGUGCUGUGUGUGCUGUGAGCUGCGUGAUAGUCGGAGUGUGCGGUGACGGACAGCGGCCUGUUAGCAGAGGUACCAGAUGUAUGGAAAUUUCUUUGUUUUAGAGAAAUUUUCACUAUGACACGGAAGAAAAAUCGCCCCUGAAUAACUGAGCGACCCCUGCGCGUUGGGAGACCUCGCUGUUCAAUGACCAUUCCAUUCGCCGCUCCUGCCUGACCUGACGACGCGUUGUCCCUUCCCGCCACCGCCGCUAUCAUCCCCUCGACGCCUCCCACCACCACCACCAAUAGCACCAGCAGUAGUACUUCAGCAGCUGUCCGCUCACUGGCAGCGCUGACGGCGUGCUGCUGCUGCAACGUGUGAGGCUCAGCUACUGCACCAGGAAGGAGCUGCAUGACGGCUUCCAUGGUGAGAGUGCGCCCACGUACUGCGGGAGAUGUAUAACAGCCACCCACUGCUGCAUUACCUCCUGUCCUGCCCGGCGACUGCCGCCCUCAGAUGAGCGCGGCCACCACCCGAUCGGCACCCGCCCAUGCAGCCUGAAGCCCGCGACCUUCUCACCAACCGCGAGUCCAGGCAACCAGGUUUUCCUUCCUCCUCCGCCACACGCCCACAGACGUGAUGCUGCGGGCGAUAAGGGCGGCACUCCCGCCUCACUAACACAGCUGCCCGCCACAGCUGCGGCAGCUCAGAGGAUGGAGAGCAGCGCAUCAUCUCGCUACGUCACCGGCGGCGGGCUGGUGCCUCAUUGGAGUAUUUGAAUGUACAUGUAGUCUGUCAUUGUGUAUAUAUCUAUGUACGUAUGUAUAUCUUGUAGACUAUUGCUCAAUAAACCUUUAAC
This is a messenger RNA of Portunus trituberculatus (swimming crab), 3493 nucleotides long. RefSeq lists its product as uncharacterized. Lineage: Eukaryota; Metazoa; Arthropoda; Malacostraca; Decapoda; Portunidae. The transcript has 7 exons. Bases 58 to 2385 code for a protein of 775 amino acids. The record is from RefSeq and is a predicted model, not a curated record.